This is a messenger RNA of Haliotis rubra (blacklip abalone), 2574 nucleotides long. Its product is annotated as splicing factor 1-like. Gene Ontology annotation, molecular function: mRNA binding; zinc ion binding. Gene Ontology annotation, biological process: regulation of mRNA splicing, via spliceosome. Gene Ontology annotation, cellular component: nucleus. Lineage: Eukaryota; Metazoa; Mollusca; Gastropoda; Lepetellida; Haliotidae. The record is from RefSeq and is a predicted model, not a curated record.
CAACUUCCGGCGGCCAUUGUGUAACUCGUGGAGAACGUUUUGCCGCUGUGUGGUAUUUUUCCUGCAUAGUGAAUCACGUCGACAAUGUUUACACCGAAUCCUUUGAAAAGACCUUUCGAAGGGGGAGACAAUGUCUCUGGUUGGGGUGCAGGAAGCAAUCCAAAUGUGGGCAACAGUGCUAGCAAGGCAGAAGAUAGGAAGAAAAAGAGGCGAAGUCGAUGGAAUACUGAGUUUGAUGACAAGACUGUUAUUCCAGGAAUGCCAACGUACAUUCCACCUGAUCUCACAGCUGAGCAAGAACGACAGUACUUGGUGCACCUACAGAUUGAAGAAAUAAGUCGUAAGCUGCGCACUGGGGACCUUGGCAUUCCACCUAAUCCAGAACAAAGAUCUCCAUCCCCGGAACCAAUUUACAACAACGAGGGGAAGAGGCUGAACACAAGGGAGUACCGGACACGAAAACGUCUUGAAGAGGAUAGGCAUAAACUGGUGCAGGAAGCACUGCAGUUGAAUACAGACUACAAACCACCACCAGAUUACAAACCUCCAGUGGUGCGGGUCAGUGACAAGGUGAUGAUACCACAAGAGGAGCACCCAGAUAUCAACUUUGUUGGUUUACUGAUAGGCCCCAGAGGAAAUACUCUGAAAAACUUGGAAAAAGAUACUGGUGCUAAGAUCAUUAUAAGAGGCAAAGGAUCUGUAAAGGAGGGUAAGAUUGGCCGGAAAGAUGGGCAGCCGCUGCCAGGAGAAGAUGAACCUCUUCAUGCGUACGUCACAGCUAACAACCCAGAGAAUGUGCAGACUGCUGUUGAGAAGAUCAAGGAGAUUAUACGACAAGGCAUUGAAGUUCCUGAAGGACAAAAUGAUCUCAGAAGGCAGCAGCUAAGGGAGUUAGCCCUCCUCAAUGGAACGCUGAGGGAGAAUGAUGGAUUGGCGAAAUUAAAACAGCUACAACAGGCACAGACAAUCAUCACAAACACAAUCAUUUGUACAGUGUGUGGGGGCACAGGUCACAUUGCACAAGAUUGUAAAGAGAAAAAGCCUGGAGAUAGUUUCAGAAUGCAGCAGCCCCCUAUUCAAUCACAAGCUGAUAAAGCAAAAAUGGACAGCGAGUAUAUGUCUCUGAUGGCUGAGUUGGGUGAAGGUCCUCCACCUAAAGUAGAGAGGCCAGCUCAUGUUUUCAAUCAACCCAGACACUCAAACUUCAAUCAACCACCACCAAAUCCUAUGGCAAUCAAUCCUCCGUGGCCUCAGAAUGCUAGUAGCAAACCUAGCUUAGGCCCACCCGCCUUCCAAAACCCACAGCAACAUCGUGGAGGCGUGCCUCAGGUGAGCAACUCCUCUCAAAUGCAACAGCAUGGUGUGAUGAACACAGGUAUACCCCCUGGUGUCCCACCCCCACAACAGUUCACCACAGCUCCUUCGCUAGCACCAUGGCAACAGCCCAACAGUUCUGCACAGUCUGGAGUGACAACAUCGAUGGGCGUUCCCCCUUCCCCUCCUUCACUGCUGAAUCAACCGCCACCACCUCCACCGAACAACCAGCAUACCUCCACACCCUGGCUGCAGUACUCACAAGCAGGCCCAGUUCCGCCACCACCACCAUCUACAACAGCUCACUGGCAGACACAAACAACAGCACCACCUCCACCAUCGAAUUUGCCGCCAUGGCAGCAACAGGCUCCUCCCCCUCCUGUCCAACCCCCAAUGCCCAGUGGUGUAGCUCCACCACCACCACCAGUUAGUCAGAGUUACAACCCUGUACCUCCUCCUCCACCCCCACCUGGUGGCUUUGAUGUCAAUCAACUUGGUGGUGUCAACCCCAUGCUGGUACCACCACCGCCACCACCACCCCCUUCAUCUUAAGGCUUUCACAAUUAAUGGAAUCACUGGAAGUGAAAUAUGCUGCAUCCCGGUAGGUUUUCAAGUAGAUCCUAUAACAAAUUCAUCGUUUUAAAAAUACGAUGUAAAUAAUCCAGACUUGAUUGUUAAGAGGUACUGUACAUCCCACAGUUAAGGCUGCUUACAGUAGAGAAAAAGAACAAUCUUUUGUGGUCUGUUGAAGAGAAUAUCUGAAUCUUCUCUCAGUGCAAUGCUUUCGAAGAAGGAAUAUAAGUGAUUGUUAAAGCCAUUAGUUUUUUGCAACAUGUUGGAAGAUGGGUUUAUGUCCCUUAUUGUAUAGUUGUUUGUGUUCUUUGUACAUACAUACUCCUUCGAUGAUCAGGAAAUGCUAGUCCCAGUUUGCAUUGUAGAAAUGUGAUCAAUUGUAGGUAAUGAAUUUUUUUCCACCAAGUGCUGUUGACAUUGCUUCUAAUAAUUCCACAUCACUUUUGUGCCAGGUUUGCAUUUCAUAACAUUCUCAUCCCUGUAGUGGAUAUGGAUUAGACUUGUCCACCAUGUGAAUAGCUAUACCCAAAUGUAAAUAUUUCAUUUCAUUCAGUUAAUUGUGUAGAAAUAACUUCAUUUUGAUCACAUUUUUAUUUUCAUUAAUUUAGCACUACUUUCCAAUGUAUUGCUAUAAUAGUACUUCCAUGAAUUUGUACAAAUAAAUGAAGAAAUAAAAACUAAAUCAAU